CCUGUGGUCAGAACUCAGAAGACAGCGGCGACAUUUGGUCGAAUAUCACAGAAAAAACAACAAAUAUUAAAACAGCUGAUUAUCCUAUAUUAUUUGCGCGUUAUUUCUUGUUUUAGAUACUCGAACACAAGUCAAGUCAAGAAUGACUUGAUAAGUGUAAAUGUCUAAAUGUAUAGUGAAAUAUGGCUGAAAGCAACAUUUUACAAGAACCAGAAAGUAGCGCUGUGAGUAUAAAUGAAGAUGAGGAGAAUGAGGGAAACUCUGAGAUUUUUCUGAGUGUAUUUAUUCAACAAGGUAAAAUUGGGCUGAGUUACUAUGACAGUAGCGAUUAUACGCUGCAUUUCAUGCUGGACACGAUGGACAACAGCGACCUCCACCUGCUGGAUAGAGUCAUUCAAGAGCUGAGUCCAAACGUCAUAAUAACAAGUGCCAAACAAGAGCAGAGCUUGACGCAGUUUCUCGAAAGGCUUGAAUUAAAUCCUGAUUAUAAGCCUGAAAUGGUGAUGUUUCCAAAUGCAAACUUUGGUCUGGAGAUCAGCAGACAGCGACUCCUCUCAGCACACCUCCCGUUUCUCCCUCCCAACAUCACAGAGAGUGAGAAAAUCCCGUAUCUCUCCUCCUGUAUCCCAUUAGACUCGGUGCUGAUGAUGAGGUCAAUAGGAGGACUGUUGAAGUGUCUAGAGAGGAGAAGAGUCGGCUCAGAGCUGGAGGACAGCAGUGUAGGCAUCCCCAUAUUCAAGUUCCUGACGUACACGCUGAAAGAUGUUGUGUACAUCGACAGGGACACAUACAGUGCACUACAGAUCUUUAAAUCUGAGCUGCAUCCUUCCGUCUUUAAACUUCAGUCAGGAGAGAAAGAGGGAUUGAGUCUUUAUGGUCUUCUGAAUCGCUGUCGGAGCAAGUUUGGAUCUCUGCUUUUACGGCAAUGGUUCCAUAGACCUACUCGAGAUCUGAACAUCCUGAAUAGACGUCAGGAAGUGAUCCGUUUCUUUACAUCCCCUCGAAACUUUGCUGAUCUGAGCACUUUACAGAGUUGCCUGCGGAAUAUUAAGAACAUCUCGACAUUGCUGCAAAAAAUGUCUCUCUCCACUCCGAAGGUCGCAGUCUGGCAAAGUCUAUAUAAGACGGUGUACAAUGCAUUGUGCAUUAGGGACACUGUUCGCUCCAUGCCCCAAUCCAUCCAACUUUUCAGUGAAAUCAGUGCAAACUUCACCGAUGAUCUUUUCUACAUCGCCACAUACAUCAGUAAAGUGGUAGACUUUGAAGGAAGUGCAGCCGAGAACCGAUUCACUGUUAGGCCGAAUGUCGACCCUGUUAUUGACGAGAAGAAAAGGAGGAUGAUGGGUCUGCCAGAUUUCCUGACAGGCGUGGCUCGUACAGAGCUGGAAAACCUGGACCCUCGUUUCUCCACCUGCAGUGUCAUCUACAUGCCUCUGAUUGGAUUUUUACUGUCACUGCCAAGAUUACCCUCCAUGCUGGAUAAAGAGAGUUUUGAGAUAGAGGGUCUUGAUUUCAUCUUUCUGUCAAAAGACCGACUGCAUUACCGCAGCACUCGAACCAAAGAGCUGGACAGCAUGCUGGGAGACCUGCAUUGUGACAUCCUAGAUAUGGAGAUGGCAUUAAUGAGGAAGCUUCAGGCCUCAGUGCUUCAGCGGAGCGACUCUCUUCAUAAGGUCAUGUCCCUGUGUGCAGAGCUGGACUGUCUCAUUGCUCUGGCUCAGGCCUCUCGGGAUCACGGCUACUGCUGUCCAACCCUGACACCAAACCAAAGACUGGUCCUGAUUGAGUCACGACAUCCUUUGCUGGAGCUGUGUACUCCAGUAUUUGUGUCAAACACCUACAUCAGCUCUGAAACUGAAGGCAAAGUGAAAGUUAUUACAGGACCAAAUUCAUCUGGCAAGAGCAUCUAUCUAAAACAGGUGGGUCUGAUUGUGUUCAUGGCACUGAUCGGCUCAGAUAUACCCGCUAAAGAGGCAGAGAUUGGGCUGGUGGACGGAAUCUUCACCCGCAUGCAGAGCCGUGAGUCUGUAUCAGUGGGUCUGAGCACCUUCAUGAUAGAUGUGAACCAGAUGGCUCAUUCUUUGAACUACAGCACUGGGAAUUCUCUUGUCCUGGUGGAUGAAUUUGGCAAAGGAACCAACACGGUGGAUGGAUUGUCUCUCCUGACUGCAUGUCUCAAUCACUGGUUGCGUCGUGGGCCUCAGUGUCCUCACUUACUUUUGUCAACUUGCUUCCACAGCCUCAUACAGCUGGGCUUGAUCUCUGAUUCCCCACUGCUGUCUUUACUGACUCUGGAGACAGCUAUAGAAGGGGAAGAGCUGGUGUUUUUGUACCAAGUGAAAAAUGGCAUCUGCCAGUCGAGUUGUGCGGCUAAUAUUGCCACUCUGGCCGGCAUUCCCAAUGACCUGGUUACGAGAGGAGUGGAGGUGUCAGAGUUAUACAGAACAGGAAGAACCAUCAGAAAGAUGGACAGGCCAUCUGCAGAUGUACAGAAUAGCAGGUGUGCUGAGGUGGUGGAGAAAUUCCUCAACAUUGAUCUGGAUGACCCUGAGAUUGAUCUAGAUUCUUAUUUGAAAGACGAGGUGCUCCAAGCUCUUGAAGAGGUGCUGUGACAACAUCGAAACUUAACUGUGGGACUGUUGGCUCACUUUGUGGAGAAAUGUGCUGUCCAUUUUAUUUCAAGGUUUAAAUGGCUCCCAUUCCUCCUGCAAGUUUAAAGCUGAUGGUUUGAAUUGUAUCAUAUUUGUUCCUGUGUUCCGAAUUGGAAUAGUUUAAAAUAUUUGAAUGACAUUGAAUUGGAACACUGUAGAUUUAAACAGCAACAAAUGGCUGUGGUAUUUGUUUUGAUCUUUAUUAUUAAUUAAUUACUAGAUCUAGCAGUUAGUUCACAUACCUUAGUUGGACCAUUCGAUUGAAUCAAACCAAUAUUUUUUAGUCUUGUUUUGCGAUUCAUUAAAAUAAUUAUUUCCUAAGAGGCAUUUGUUCAUGAUUUGAACAUACUAGUCACACUGUACUGUAUGUUUGUUUUUGCAGCCAGAGAAGGCAACUGAAUAGAAAGAUGCGUUGUCUUAGUAUUACUUUGCAGUAAACAGGUUUGUUUUUCAUGUUCUAUUCACAGGAGCGCUGCCACUGAAUGGUGGUGCAGAAAACACUGCAAUUACUAACUCUCUAGGGGGCUGACUUGAUUUCAGAGGACUGUUAAUGAGUUUCCUCAAGUAAUCACUUGUCACAGCAUUAGAAAGAAACAACAACUUGCUCAGAGUUUACCAAAUCAAUUAAGUUCUCGAGCCAUCUGUCGCAAGAGAACCAGAAUCUGCUCUGGUAGGUGUGUGUGAGAAACCAAGCAGAUACAAAACGCCCACUAAAGAACCUUAAAUAGCAUCCACUUCAUUUAUUGCAGAAUCAAAAGCACUCAGUAGGGUGAAGCGGAGCAGUUUUUUUAAAAGGUACAAAUUUAGAGAUAGUUGCUAGAUUAGCAAUGUUAUAUUAGUAUUAUUAUACUAUUGUAGUAUUUAUUAAUAUUUUUAAUCAGCUUUUGUUUUUAUAUUUUCAGUUAUUAGUUUAUAUAUAUGGCUUUAGUAAUUUUAGUACUUCAAAUUUAACUGAUUUAUUUUAGUUAGUUGCCAAGGCAGCAUUUCGAAUUUUCAUUUAGUUUUAAGUUUUAAGUUUUAGUUUUAGUUUUUAGUUUUUUAGUUUUAGUUUUUCUUGCAAUAUUUAUAUUUUAGUUUAUAUGCUUUAUUUCAAUUACUGAAGACUACUUUUUAGUUUUAGUUAAAGCUACACUAUGAAGAACAUUGUUUUGGUUGUGCUUUGGCUCUGCGUGACUGUUCUACUGCUCAUAAAACAUUCACUACAAGGCUUAAGAGAUUUAACCAGUUUAGAUGGAAAGGAUCUCAAGCUGAGUAGCUGAAGACUUUACUGUAGCUUUACCCAUUAAUAGACGUGGUACUUCCUUGAAAAUUAAUUCCAGCACAGCGCCACAACAACUAUAACCAUAAUGAAAUGACCCUUCACAAUUAAUAAUGCUUUACAAUGAACUCUAUUAGAGAGCUACAUAUUGCAAAUGAUCUGUUCAAUAAAAUACCUGUUGAGUAAUAAAAAUUCUCCGCGUCGCUUUUACAAUGUUUCAAAUCCCUCAGUUCUCGCCAUCUCUGAAAAGCCAAGUCAAUGUUGAUUCUUGUUUUAUUACAAGCUCUGUCGCAUUCUCUUUGCCAGCAGACUCUCCUCUGUUCUGUGUUAUUUUUUAAACAUGUGAUUCCCUGGAGGUUGGAGAUUUAGCUUCUCCAUAUCAACCUUUCUCUCUUAUUGUGACAACUAACCUAUGGCAUUCCCACACCAUACACAUGUCAAAGUAGCCAGAGCAACUUACGGAUAUGACUAGGCAUUUGUGACAUAUGUACGCAGUGUCCUGCGAAAACCAUCCAGUCAGGUCUAAAAUAUAAACACUUAUAAUAGACUUACCAUAGUGAAUCAGGGUAAGACAGGAGAAAAAAAAAGGAUUGAUGAUGUAUUGACUCAAUAUUAUUUAAAUUUUGUUAAUUUUGAACAAAAAAAGUUGCAUACCUUUAACAGUAACAACAUUUAGAUUUGUCAGACUUGAUGCUAAAUAUUCAAGUCUAAAUUAAGUUAUAAAGUUCCUCAUCCAUUGUUAGCCAAAUUGACAAAAUUGCUGUAAUUAAUUAUGAUUACAACAGACUUGAGAGGUGUGAAUUUAACUGAUCUAACAAGUGCAGAAUCAGAUUUGGCUACAAAAGAUGUCAGAGGCAGUCUACAAUGUGUCACUUUCAGCCCUGGAUUAUUUGUACAUAUUAAUUCAAGCAUCUAUUCAGCUUUCUGAGGUCCACUCAACUACGGCUAGCAGUGGUGCUGUUGUAUUGAUAUAUGUGCUGAUGUUAGUGAAAUGCAUCUACAUUCACAAGUAAUAGUUGUUGUUAUGGCAUAAUAAAUUAAUUUACGGUAUGCUUAUGUGUUGUUAACUGUGUUGGGGAAACAAAUGAUUGAGAUUGUAAUGAUUGUGCUUGGACAGAUGCUUCAUUUUAGCUGCAGUAAGUGCUGUUACUUCUCCAUAAUGACCAGACAUGUGUAUCGACUAAGUCAGCAAAACUGACACUAUGAAUAUAAAUUACAAAACAUAUCUGUGAUGAUGUAACAGUUUAAACAACAGUUAUUUGAGCACUCUUAAUUACUUCAUACAGCCUGAAAACAAUGCCAAUGAAAAACAAGAAUUUGGCUGUUUAUAAGUGUAAAAAUAGAGAAACACUGAGAAUGCAUACUAGAAAUGAAAAUGAACAAAACCGUUUGCUCAGUGUUUUUUUGGCAUAUUGAUUCACAAUAAAAUGGGUCUGUCAGGUGUUUUGAAAAGGUCCUUUGUGUGCUGACAUUUAAAUUGACUUUUUAUUUUAAGUCAAAAAUAUAAUUUAAUGUGAUUGAAUCAACAUGUUUUUUUCCAGGUAUG
Molecule: messenger RNA, 5455 nt
Organism: Ctenopharyngodon idella (grass carp)
Lineage: Eukaryota; Metazoa; Chordata; Actinopteri; Cypriniformes; Xenocyprididae
Gene: msh5
Product: mutS homolog 5
Exons: 24
Coding region: 183-2612 (809 amino acids)
Biological process (GO): mismatch repair; chiasma assembly
Cellular component (GO): nucleus
Molecular function (GO): mismatched DNA binding; ATP-dependent DNA damage sensor activity; ATP binding
Source: RefSeq, a predicted model, not a curated record